Dovyalis caffra is the source of this 1338-nucleotide messenger RNA. The record is from the annotation of a GenBank genome assembly. NCBI's taxonomy places the organism in Eukaryota, Viridiplantae, Streptophyta, Magnoliopsida, Malpighiales, Salicaceae.
AUGGGAACCCAAUGCCUAGAAACCCCUCCUCUCCUUCAAGACCUCAAGGUCACAAUCCAAAGCUCUUCUUUGGUUUUUCCAAACCAAGAAACAGCUGAGAGAAAAUCCAUGUUCUUGUCAAACAUCGACCAAGUGCUCGAUUUCAAUGUCGAAACGGUCCAUUUUUUUGCAUCCCACAAAGAUUUUCCUGCUCAAGCUGUAGCUGAGAAAAUAAAGAAUGCACUUGAGAAGAUAUUGGUACCAUAUGAUUUCUUGGCUGGAAGAUUGAAGUUGAACACUACAACGGGUCGUUUAGAGAUUGAUUGUAAUGGGGCAGGAGCUGGCUUUGUGGUGGCCUCCAGUGAGUGUACAUUGGAUGAGAUUGGAGACUUGGUUUAUCCUAAUCCAGCAUUUGCUAAGCUAGUUGUUACCAGUUUGGAUAGCUUGGAAAAAAAUGGCAAACCACUAUGCAUUAUCCAGGUAACAUCAUUUAAGUGUGGUGGCUUUGCAAUGGGCACGUCGACCAGCCAUGCAACUUUUGAUGGGAUAAGCUUCAAAGCUUUCUUAGAAAACUUGGCUGCCCUAGCUGGUGGCAAACCCCUGGCUGUCACCCCCUGCAACGACCGGGAACUCCUAGCCGCUCGAUCUCCACCAUCUGUCACCUUCCCUCACCCUGAAUUGGUCAAACUUCAAGGCCAAGAGUUGAAUGCUCCAGUCUUUGAUGCCACCCAAGAAGCACUAGACUUCAAGAUUUUCAGGCUACGCUCCGGCAACAUCUCCGACCUUAAAGAGAAGGCCAAGACUAAUCCAAAUGCCCGCAUUUCUGGCUUUAAUGUGGUAACUGCUCACAUUUGGAGGUGCAAGGCGUUGUCGCAUGAUACGGAAGACCAGGAUCUCGAUAGGGUGUCUACAAUUCUUUAUGCUGUCAACAUAAGGCCACGAUUGAUUCCUCCUUUACCAGCAUCAUACGCUGGAAAUGCAGUGUUAACUGCUUAUGCAAGUGCUAAGUGUAGGGAGCUGCAAGAAGGGCCAAUUUCUAAAUUGGUGGAGAUGGUAGCAGAGGGCUCAAAGAGAAUGACCGAUGAGUAUGCGCGGUCUGCUAUAGAUUGGGGUGAGAUUUACAAAGGAUUUCCACAUGGGGAGUUCUUAGUAUCAUCUUGGUGGAAAUUAGGAUUUGAUGAAGUGGACUAUCCAUGGGGGUGCCCCACGUACUGCUGUCCUGUGGUAUACCACAGGAAGGAUAUUAUCUUGCUUUUCUCGGAUAUUGAUGACAAGAAUAGCGUCAAUGUUUGGGUUGCGCUCCCCAGGAAGGAAAUGGAAAAGUUUGAAAGGCUCUUCCACAAGUUCUUAUCGGCUUGA